GCCUGCGCCCCAGCCGGAGCCGCGGCCACCCCGACUCCCGAGCCCGCGCGGAUGUGAGAUUCCCGACUCCUGGCGCCUCCUGAUCGCCGACUGCGGCGCGGCGCGGCUUCGCCCAGGAGGAGGCGGCCGGGCUGGCCGUGUGGCUUGUGGAUUUUUUUUUUUUUAAAUUUGGCUCCGAGGAGGACCAUUUCCUCUGGACAUGCAUCCCUCCGGGUAGACUGCACAUCCCUGGGUUCAUCCCCCGCCCUGCGCGGUCAGAGGCAGGCGCUGGGUGUGCGAAGAGGAUCCGGGUGGAAAUCUGCGCCCCCGUUCUGGUCCCCGCCCCGUCUCACCGCCCCUUCCCCCUCCUGGAGUCGAAAUUUCCCGGGGAUUAUGUUUCGGAAAGGAACCCGGCGAGGAAAUACAUGCGCUGGCUGAGAAUCGCCCGCGCCAGGGCGCAACGCUACAAGGUGUAGGGAGAGUGUGGGGUGGGGCGAGAGGGGACCCAAGAGUCCCGUGCUCGGAGCGCCGCGGCGUCGGUUCUUCGUUCCUGCCCUCGGGGCGGACGGAGUGACCCCGGCCCCCACUCCCCGCCCCGACCAUGGUAGUGUUCAAUGGCCUUCUUAAGAUCAAAAUCUGCGAGGCCGUGAGCUUGAAGCCCACAGCCUGGUCGCUGCGCCAUGCGGUGGGACCCCGGCCGCAGACUUUCCUUCUCGACCCCUACAUCGCUCUCAACGUGGACGACUCGCGCAUCGGCCAAACGGCCACCAAGCAGAAGACCAACAGCCCGGCCUGGCACGACGAGUUCGUCACCGAUGUGUGCAACGGACGCAAGAUUGAGUUGGCUGUCUUCCACGAUGCCCCCAUCGGCUACGAUGACUUCGUGGCCAACUGCACCAUCCAGUUUGAGGAGCUGCUGCAGAACGGGAGCCGUCACUUCGAGGACUGGAUUGAUCUGGAGCCAGAAGGAAGAGUGUAUGUGAUCAUUGAUCUCUCGGGGUCGUCGGGUGAAGCCCCUAAAGACAAUGAAGAACGUGUGUUUCGGGAGCGCAUGCGGCCCAGGAAGCGGCAGGGGGCUGUCAGGCGCAGGGUCCACCAGGUCAACGGCCACAAGUUCAUGGCUACCUACCUUCGGCAGCCCACCUACUGUUCCCACUGCCGAGAUUUUAUCUGGGGUGUCAUAGGAAAGCAAGGAUACCAGUGUCAAGUCUGCACUUGCGUGGUCCACAAGCGAUGCCAUGAGCUCAUAAUUACGAAGUGUGCUGGAUUAAAGAAACAGGAAACUCCCGACGAGGGUCUCAUUGAUCCCACAAUCCUGUCACCUAAUGACAACUCUUCAAGGCCAAAAUGUGAGGUGCAGAUUGACUGCUGUGUGCCAUGGGAUUUGGAGGUGGGCUCCCAGCGGUUCAGUGUCAACAUGCCUCACAAGUUCGGGAUCCACAACUACAAGGUCCCCACCUUCUGUGACCACUGUGGCUCCUUGCUCUGGGGCCUCUUGCGGCAGGGUCUGCAGUGCAAAGUCUGCAAGAUGAACGUUCACCGGCGCUGUGAGACCAACGUGGCUCCCAACUGUGGCGUGGAUGCCAGGGGUAUCGCUAAAGUGUUGGCUGACCUGGGUGUUACUCCAGACAAGAUCACCAAUAGUGGCCAGAGGAGGAAAAAGCUCAUUGCUGGUGCUGAGUCCCCACAGCCUGCUUCUGGAAGCUCACCGUCUGAGGAAGAUCGAUCCAAGUCGGCCCCCACCUCUCCCUGUGACCAGGAAAUAAAAGAGCUUGAAAACAACAUCCGGAAGGCCUUGUCAUUUGACAAUCGAGGGGAGGAGCACAGGGCAGCCUCGUCCACCGAUGGUCAGCUGGCGAGCCUGGGUGAAAAUGGUGAAAUCCGGCAAGGCCAGGCCAAGCGCUUGGGCCUGGAUGAGUUCAACUUCAUCAAGGUGUUGGGCAAAGGCAGCUUCGGCAAGGUCAUGUUGGCGGAGCUCAAAGGCAAAGAUGAAGUCUAUGCUGUGAAGGUCCUAAAGAAGGAUGUCAUCCUUCAGGAUGAUGAUGUAGACUGCACAAUGACAGAGAAGCGGAUUUUGGCUCUGGCUCGAAAACAUCCAUACCUAACCCAACUCUAUUGCUGCUUCCAGACCAAGGACCGCCUCUUUUUUGUCAUGGAGUAUGUGAAUGGUGGGGACCUCAUGUUCCAGAUUCAGCGCUCCCGAAAAUUCGAUGAGCCUCGUUCUCGGUUCUACGCUGCAGAGGUUACAUCAGCUCUCAUGUUCCUCCACCAACAUGGAGUCAUCUACAGGGAUUUGAAACUGGACAACAUCCUUCUGGAUGCAGAAGGUCACUGCAAGCUGGCUGACUUCGGGAUGUGUAAGGAAGGGAUUCUGAACGGUGUCACAACCACCACUUUCUGCGGGACACCCGACUACAUCGCUCCCGAGAUCCUGCAGGAGUUGGAGUAUGGCCCCUCAGUGGACUGGUGGGCCCUGGGGGUACUGAUGUACGAGAUGAUGGCGGGGCAGCCCCCCUUCGAGGCGGACAACGAGGACGAUCUGUUUGAGUCCAUCCUCCACGACGACGUGCUCUACCCAGUCUGGCUCAGCAAGGAGGCGGUCAGCAUCCUGAAAGCUUUCAUGACCAAGAACCCCCACAAGCGCCUGGGCUGCGUGGCGGCGCAAAACGGUGAGGACGCCAUCAAGCAGCACCCGUUCUUCAAGGAGAUUGACUGGCUGCUGCUGGAGCAGAAGAAGAUCAAGCCGCCCUUCAAACCUCGCAUUAAAACCAAAAGAGAUGUCAAUAAUUUUGACCAAGACUUUACCCGGGAAGAGCCAGUACUCACACUUGUGGAUGAAGCGAUUGUGAAGCAGAUCAACCAGGAGGAAUUCAAAGGCUUCUCCUACUUUGGUGAAGACCUGAUGCCCUGAGCAGCCGCUCCCGGUGAAGUUUGGUGAUGCUGCAAGCAGGGGCACUGGGAAGAUUCCUAUUUUCCCAUCAGAUGGUCUUGAACUACUUCUCCCCGGAGCCCCAGUCCCUUGUCCACCCUCUAUUUAUUGCAUUCCCUCACCCCGGGGCCAGUUCCUCCCCUCUUCCACCUGAUGACCAGAGGCACUCUUGGUUCUCGUCUCACCAGUACUGCAGAAUUGUGCAGGGUCAGCAGUUCACUGGACCCUCUGCUGAGUUUGGUCUGUUGGCAAGCCUGGCUUUGCUCCGCGGGGGCUUCUGGUAAGGAAGGAACUUCAGGUCUUUUACUGCAAAGGAAAGAAGGAAGAAAAAAAGCAAGCAAGACUCUGGCUCUGUUUUUGAACAUAGAGUCCUGACAAUUCUUGCUUCUCCUCACUCCAGUCCCCCACCCACCACCUGCCACCCUCUGCCAUUCUGUCCAGAAGAGAAGAAGAGACUGGUGCUUCUUCAGCCCAAGGGUGAGCGCCCUCAAGGUGUGCCCAGGAAGGAGAGAGGCUGGAAGACACCCUGAUCGGCUCCCUGUGUUGGUUUGCUCUGGAAUGGCUCAUUGUCAUUUGCUUUGGUUUUAGAUUUGGGGCAUGCCAAAGUUGUAUAAGCAUGUAUCUUGUGGAAGAAAUUGCUCUCCUUAGAAAAAGAAAUUUGAUUUGAACUCUAUUAACAUUUCAAAAAUAGAUUAUCAAAUUUGCUUUCUAAUUGGCCAAAAGAAAUAAAUUCCAGUGUUAAUACAGGUAGAUAUUAAAGGGCUAAUAUACAAUGAGAAAAUCAUCAUCCAUGGUGUAUGCUCUUAAUGCUUGUGUGGCACCUGGGGGCUCUGAAUUGAGAGAAAAGAAAACUAGUACAGCUCUUUGUUGUUCAAGUUCUGCCUGAACUCCAUGGCUACCCCGCAGAGUGGUCAAGACCCUGGGUUCUAGCAAAACUCAGAUUCUCCAGUUUCAUCCUGAAUCCCCAGCAUCAACUCUAUUUAUUUUCUGCAGCAGUGUGUGAUUUUUGCGCACUUCUACCAAAUGAUAGUACUACUGUGUUGUGGUUUUUAAACAUUAAACCUGUAAAGUUAAAUAUAAAAUAUCUGCUUUUGGAACAAGCAGCAUGAGGCUAAACAUGGGUUAUGUAGAGGGUAUCAGGAGAUGGAAGAGCGACUUAUUGGAACACUGACAGGGUGGCAAGAUGUUCUCAGAGUGUUGUUUCUGUGUGACAUGCAAGGGCAACUCAUGUGGACGCUAUUUAAUGGAUGUGAUGUUACCUCCUGUAGAUAUGCUACCAGUGUUACAUUCUUUGAUUUCCAAGGAUUCUCUGUGGCUUUGUGUGUUAUGUUUCCCGGAGGUCGUUGGAUUAUCUAUUUCACUGAACUGACUUAGCAGGGAAUGGAAUCCAUUCCAACGAUUGCACGUGGAUUUCCCAGCUGCCCCUAAAUAUAUAUACUUGUGAGUGGCAAAGUGGCACUAAUGAAGCUUUUUGCCUUUUGUACAUUUGAGAUUUUUGUAUAUAGUGUUUGCUGCAAGGCCUGUGGAAUUAAUUCAUUGAAUUUAGAGGUAUCAACUGCUGCAUGUUCAGGCAUAUUAUAAACUUUAGUCUAUGAAAGAAUAAUUAUAAUAAUGUCCAGGUGCAAUACUCUGUAAGCGUAUUGGUUCAAGUUACCGAGAGAUAAGGUGUGUUUCCUUUUUUCUUUCUUUUUCUGGGAGGUGGGGGGCGGGAGAAGGGGUAUUCUUCGUAUUGUUUAUUUCAUUUUGGUUUAUUUUAAAAGAUGUAAACAUGUAUUAAGCUAUAUUAAAUCUCACAUAUAGUUCUCCUUUGCUCUAUUAUGCCCUGAUAGAGAUGGGGAAGAGAAAGGAAUGUUCUGGAUGGUUGUUUCAAAGUUUGGACAGUGACUAGCUCAAGCCCAUACAGAGCUGGUGCCCAUAUUUGCAUCUGGCUAGUUGUGGCCUUGGUUAUUAGUGAUGACAUUCACUUCUCUUUUGUUCUGAUUUUUGAAAAAACUCAGGUGUAAUUAUUAUCUGUUCUUGUUAUAAUUUCAAAUAUUAUGCUAUAUCAAUUUGUGUGUUCAGCAUACCAGUGAAGAGAUGAAGAACAGUAGAUUAAUUUAAUUUAUCUUCGGUAACUUGACAUAGUAGGGGGAGACUAUCUUCCGGAGUUGAGGACAAGCACAGAAACAUCUUCAUGGUGGCGUCAUCUCAUUUUUUAGGAAAACAUGACAAUACUGCCCAUCUUACUCCUGAAUCACUACUGCUUUCUGUUUUCUUCUCUGCUUCCUUCACCCUGAUGAUUGAAUGACCAAGCAAGCUCUUAAACUGUCAUGCCAAAUGACCUUGUCCAAAGUAUUCCCAUGUCCCCAGGGGUUGGGCCCUUCCUACAGGACAACUGGCAUUUUUGUUGGAAGACAAAUAAUAAUUCAUUCUACCCAGCAGCUCCAAGCAGUCACUCAAGCAGGUUGCCUGGCUCAGAGAUGCCCCCUUCCAGCCCCCAGAGCUGGGCUGACUGGGAUGCCUCCUGCUUGAAAGCUGGUCAAGUUCUCACACAGGCAGAUUCAAAUCCUAUGUAGUCUGUAGAAUAGAGCUUGUAUGUUCCUUGAAUAAUCAUUGUUUCAUUUCGGUUUUCACAUGAGUUUGGAAGCAGACACACUAUUACAUUUCUGCUAAUUCUUUCUAAUCUUUCCAACUAGCUUGCUCACUCUUUUUUUUUUUUUUUUUUGAGACAAAAAAGGAGGGAGUGUAAAAAAAUGCCAAAAAAAUAUAUGAAGGAUAG
Molecule: messenger RNA, 5666 nt
Organism: Dama dama (fallow deer)
Lineage: Eukaryota; Metazoa; Chordata; Mammalia; Artiodactyla; Cervidae
Gene: PRKCE
Product: protein kinase C epsilon
Exons: 17
Coding region: 581-2890 (769 amino acids)
Biological process (GO): protein phosphorylation
Molecular function (GO): ATP binding; diacylglycerol-dependent, calcium-independent serine/threonine kinase activity
Source: RefSeq, a predicted model, not a curated record